AUGGCUAGCGACAAGAAGCCGACAGGGCCAUUAGAGAAGCCAGAAGAUGCCCACGAUGAGUUCGAAACAUCCAGUCAUCAAGUAGUCGGCGAAGAUGAAUCACUGCCCGCAAUCGAAAAUGUGCAUCGUAACAAAGCCUUCACGCGGAAACUCCUCUUGAAACUCGAUACAAGAAUCGUCCCAGUUCUUGGUGUCCUAUUUCUCUGCUCGUUCUUCGACCGAACUAAUGUUGGCAAUGCCAAAAUCUUGGGGCUGGAGAAGGAUCUUAAGCUGUCCAAUGGCCAAUAUGCCAACGGACUCGCCAUCUUCUUUGCCUUUUACAUCGCCGCUGAGUUGCCCAGCAACCUGGUGCUUAAGAGGGCGAGUCCAAGAAUUUGGCUGGCCUUCCUUACGGCUGCCUGGGGGAUUGCCGGCAUGUGUUUGGGCUUUGUUCGAAACUAUGCCAGUUUCCUCGUUGUUCGUGCAAUUCUAGGGCUUUUCGAAGGGGGUCUUGUGCCAGGGAUGGUCCUCUAUCUCUCCGGAAUCUAUACUCGCGGUGAACUCGCCCUCCGGGUUGGUCUAUUCUACGUCAGUGCAUCCCUCGCCGGCGCAUUCGGGGGCCUCCUUGCCCGUGGUCUUUCCGCCAUUCCGGUUGUGGGAUCCGUCGACGCUGGCUGGCGCUGGAUCAUGAUCAUCGAGGGCCUAAUCACGGUUGUCGCUGGUGUCGGCGGGUACAUUUUCCUCCCUAACAGCGUCGCGACUGCCUCGUUCUUGACACCAGAAGAGCGCAGAUAUGGAGAAUCGAGACUCCGCAACGACACUAGACGCCACCUGACUGAUGGCCAAGAGUCCGAAACGGUGGAAAAGUUUCGCUGGUCUGAGAUUCGCCGUGGGGUGUUAGAUGUUCAAGUCUUUCUAACCGCCACCGCGUAUUUUGCCAUCCUAUCAGGCCUUUACUCUUUCGGUCUCUUCCUCCCCUCCAUCAUCAACGGCCUGGGCUACACGGCCAAUGAUGCUCAACUUUGGUCGGUCAUCCCAUACGCCGUAGCCUCUGUUCUCACCGUGGGUGUGGCCUUUGUAUCGGAUCGUCUCAAGGUCCGAGGCAUUAUCAUGCUUGUAACACUUCCGCUAGCCAUCAUCGGGUACGCCGUGAUUGCUAAUGUCGGGGAGCAUGACAACCAAGUCAAGUUUGGCAUGACAUUUCUCAUGGCAACUGGCUUGUACGCCAGUGUCCCACCCAUAUUAGUGUGGUGUUCUAAUAAUUCGGCUGCACACUUCAAACGAGCGACGGCGUUGGGCGUGCAGCUCAUGAUUGCGAAUUGCGGUGGUUUCGUCUGUGCCUUUAUUUAUCCCUCUACCGAAGCACCACAAUACCACAAAUCACAUAGCAUCGUCCUUGGAUUGCUAGCAUAUGCCUGGCUUGCCAAGAACAGAAUACUUUUGAACGUGCUAUACUGUGCGAAGGUCAACCGUGAUAAGGCUCAGGGCAAGUAUAACAAAUAUCGGGGAUACGGGGACGACCGGGACCCUGAGUUCAGGAUGGUUUUGUGA
This is a messenger RNA of Thyridium curvatum, 1530 nucleotides long. RefSeq lists its product as uncharacterized. The transcript has 5 exons. Gene Ontology annotation, biological process: transmembrane transport. The coding region runs from base 1 to 1530 and encodes 509 amino acids. Lineage: Eukaryota; Fungi; Ascomycota; Sordariomycetes; Thyridiales; Thyridiaceae. Gene Ontology annotation, cellular component: membrane. Gene Ontology annotation, molecular function: transmembrane transporter activity. The record is from RefSeq and is a predicted model, not a curated record.